Symbiodinium necroappetens is the source of this 3853-nucleotide messenger RNA. The record is from the annotation of a GenBank genome assembly. Lineage: Eukaryota; Dinophyceae; Suessiales; Symbiodiniaceae.
GCCAACUGCAGAUGAAGAAUGUGAGACUGCCACUGCUUUCCGAGCACCUGUCGGGCUCAUGACAGCAUCCGGCCCGUUUCGGCAGACUUCCACUUGCAGUGUUGGGAGCAAUUGCACACUAGAGCUGUCGGGCAUCUAUCUGCAGGAAGGUGAUGCGAUGAUCGUGAUUGAGGGUGCUUGUGAGAACUCUGCCGGAAACAUAAACGAUUUCAUGUCGCUGAAGCAGCCCUUUUACUUCCAAAGAAGUGGAGAGGCACUGCAGGUGUCCAUGGGAAAGCUGCCCAAAUCAACAAUCGCUGCAACUUACAGGCUCUGCUGGUGCCCGAGGCUUCAUGGUUGCACAUCUGCUUCGUCCUUCCGGGCAGCAUCUGGCCAGCUACAGAUUGACUGUCCAAAGGGACGUUUCUUUACAGCUGCACGAUGUGCUGCAUGUGGCCGCGGCUUCUAUUGUCCCGGGGGUAGCCCAGGGUCCGCGACAAGAUUUCCUUGCCCCGAGCAUGAGACCACACUGCAGCGAAGUGCCUCCGCAGCUUCUGACUGCGCGUGCAUGGCUGGCUACUUUCUGGAUUCUGGAACUUGCAGUGCCUGUGCCAGAGGAUUCUACAAAGCUGAUGUGGGGAAUGCUUUUGCCUGCAUUGCCUGUCCUGAGAAUCUGACAACUCUUCUCAGCGGUUCCGUGUCCAGUUCCUCGUGUAUUUCUCCUCUUGCAGAGGAGGGAGGCUCCAGCGUAGUGGACUUGAAUACAGCAGCCGGCCUCAGCAAUGCUUCAGAUGUAGCAACCAUGUUGUCAGAUUUACCAUCAGUUGUGGUCAUGCUGAAGUUUACAUCGGCGGCCGAGGCCAACCGCUCCGUACAGGAGACGGACGUGAGCGUGCUUGUGGGUGACAUGAGCGAUGCGGUCCGGCUUGCUGAGGACUUGUCCGACUUCACCAUCGAAGUGACCUCAGUUCCCGAGGUGUCGUCGGUGACAAUCAUCUGCCCAGAGUUUUCAGCCAGGCCUCCUGGUGUCCCGAUCGUGAGUGCAAGCGAUUGCCUCUGCUUGCCGGGCUACGGCUUCGAUGCACAGACUGGAACAUGUGGACUGUGUCCCCCGGGUGAGUUUAAAUCUGCACUGGCAGAUACAGAAUGCGACAAAUGUGAGACACCGAAAUCGACUGUUCAGCGUGGUGCCAUUUCGGUGCAUCAGUGCGUUUGCGGGGCUGGAUUGUACGACCAUGAGGGAGACUGCCGCAGUUGCGAGAUCGGCUUUUUCUGCGACGGCUCGGGCAUUGCACUUCCAUGUCCAGCGAACUCAACUACGAUCUCUGAAGGAUCGCGGUCUAUGUUAGAGUCUCUCUGUAUAGCCGGACAUGAGGCUGGCCUUGAUGCAGGAAUUUGUGAGCCGUGCCCAUCGGGAAGGUACAAGCCGAGCGUGGGCAGCGGAGUCUGCUUCCUGACGUGCCCGGCGAAUGCAGACAGCAGUCCAGGCUCCACGCAAGUGGAUGAUUGCUACUGUUUGCGCGGGCAUGUGGCAGAGACGGACACGAAAGGCCAGUUAUCUCGCUGUGCUUCCUGUGCUCUUUUCAGUGGCUUGGUGUGCUCCGGUGGUUUUGCUGUGGGCACGAGGAAGCACACCCAGCCGCGAGCCAUCGCGGGCUGGUUCCAAACUGGCAGCACGCUGGCUGUCCAAUGCCACGUUGUUUCUCCCAAUGGAGAGAGCGCCUGUACUGGCGGCUCUUCGCAGUGCCAGCAUGAUCCAACUCUUGCAGGUUGCAGCAGACGCUUCGGAAACCAAUGCGCCGUUGGAUCUGCAGGUAUGAUGUGUGGGGAGUGUCCGGAGGGUUGGGGCAGAGGCACCCUCUUGGAAUACUGCCAGCCCUGCCCUCCGGGCGAGGGUGCCUGGUUGCUCGCUGCUUCCGUCCUGGCAGACCUCACGCGAAUCACCGGAUUGAACUUCGUGCUUACUGUUCUCGCGGCGAAAGGUUCGGGAAGCUCCCUAAAGCUCCAUACCUGCAUGAUACGCAUGGUCCAGGCCUGGAUUGGAGCAUGCCAGAUCUUGCUGGCCUUUAAUCUGGAUCGUUUGCAGCCCUUCCCGUGGUCUGAGGAAGAAGCGCAGGUGAACUGCGAUGGGGAGUGCGGCGAAAUUCUACGCUUUGCGUGGCCUCAAGCGAUGUCCGAUGCUAUGCGUGGAGCGUUUUCUUUAAUAGCAGUCAUUCCUCGAGCGAGUGUCCCUUUCGCGGCUGAGUGCCAAUCCGAGACCUGGUCGAGCGACAAGGACAUAAAGCGGAGUGCGCCGGUAUUGUACUACCUGUGCUUGCCGGUGCUGACUCUUCUCGGAACACUUUUCCUCUCAGCCCUUGUGGUAUACGCCGUGCUGCCGCUGGGAAAGAUGCUGGGGCUCCAUUUCAAUGAUUCCCGGCCGCACAGGAGAACAGAAGCCGACAGCAAGGAGGCCAAGAAGCAAGCAGCUCUAAAGGCAGUGCGAGGCCAGUUGAAGCUCAUGCAGCAGGACCUUGUCGAGAGCCCUCAGGGCGAGGGUACCGAGUCGGCCCCGGGUCGUGUACUGCAAGAGUUCCCGCAAAAAGUCUGGGACAAGGUCGACUUGGACGAGGUCCCAGAUGUCGUUCUCGCUGGAGGCAUAGAAGACGAUCGGCUUCGGGCAUCGGAUGGCUUGAUCUCCGAGAAAGACCUGCGCCGGCUGGAACCCUUCUCCUUUUGUGGUGUUUUGUGCCUCUUGAAUUUUGCAGCCAUCCUCCGGCUGCGCAGCGAACUGGACUCCAACACAGCUGAUGCUGGGUCUGAUCGGCAUGCCUGCACAUUCUCAGUGUCAACUUCCAAGCAUUGCUUCAACGAGCAACCGAACUGCAUCGGCAGAGCCGUGGUCAGCACGCGCGCCUCAGCGAAUGCUUCGCCAAGCCGUGUGUUCGUUUUCUCAUGUCCAUCUGCUGGAGAUCAGCCGCUCCUGCUAUGCCGCGAUGCCUUCGUUAAGACGGCCGUCCUCGGUGCCCUCGCGUGGAAGAUGCGAGGAGAGCUUGAGGCAGAAGCUGAGCGCAGAGGCUUCCCAAAGGCAGACUUUGUCGUGGAGGUGUCCCGCGCCGCAAAGUCUGUCGGCGAGCUCGUCGACUUGCAAGGUGAAUGCGGACGUUCGCUGCUGAAGCGCGCUUGCCGUCAAAUGCGGCUCCGGGAGUCGGAGCUCGCGGCAGAGGUCCAAGGGAGCGCGGCAAGGCUGGACCUCGCGCUCUUCACAUCCUGGCCUGCGCCGAUGGCGCUGCUGAAGCAAAGCGUUCCGGUGGUUUGGCUGACACAGCUUGCCUUGUGGCCAGACCUGAUGUCCCAGUUCUUGCAGAUGGUUCGAUGCAUCUCGGUACGCGAAGAUCGGGAGGGGCCGGUGGUGGUGCAGCGCCUGCAUGCACAUCCCGACGUGGAGUGCUGGCAGGAGGAGCACUGGACACUCUUCGCCAUUGGCGUCAGUGGCCUGGUGCUAUGGUGCUUCGGCAUCCCGCUUGCCUUGUUCUUUCGAAUUUGGGCCCUCACGGAUCGGCAGGAGCCAGAGAACCGCCGCCUUUUCGGUUAUUUCAUUCAAGGCCUAGAGCCCAGGUUCUGGUAUUGGGAGCUGGUGGUAAAGCGUCUUGACAUCGGCCUCAUGUUGCUGAUCGCGUCCACAUCCGUUACCACCGACGACAAGGCAAAGCUUUUGCUCUUUGCCUUAAACUCGGGCAUACAACUAGCCGUAACGGCCUGGCUGAAGUCGUAUGCCAACUCGCAAGCAGAAAUUUUGGACUUCUUGGAAUGCCUGCUGCUCGGUGCACGCUUUGUGCUCUUCACCACCGUUGCAGUGCUGCUGAUCUUCUUCCCACCCGCAGAGAGCAUCUGG